Messenger RNA from Penicillium daleae, 1383 nucleotides. Its product is annotated as glycoside hydrolase family 76 protein. Gene Ontology annotation, biological process: fungal-type cell wall biogenesis; carbohydrate catabolic process. The transcript is spliced from 3 exons. The record is from RefSeq and is a predicted model, not a curated record. The coding region runs from base 1 to 1383 and encodes 460 amino acids. Gene Ontology annotation, molecular function: mannan endo-1,6-alpha-mannosidase activity. NCBI's taxonomy places the organism in Eukaryota, Fungi, Ascomycota, Eurotiomycetes, Eurotiales, Aspergillaceae.
AUGAGAGUGGUCGGCCACUCGACUCAGCCCUCGUGGGCAAGCCUCUUGACAAUUGGUCUAGCUGGACUAGGAUCUGUCAGGGCUGUUGAUUUGAACAUUGACGAUGCAGACUCUAUCAAGAAAGCAGCGAAAGAUAUUGCGACCAGCAUGAUGACCUACUAUACUGGUAUGAACCCUGGCGACAACCCAGGUAAUCUGCCAGAUCCAUACUACUGGUGGGAAGCGGGCGCAAUGUUCAAUGUCUUGAUUGACUACUGGUUCUACACCGGAGACGACACCUGGAACGAUAUUACCACGCAGGGCAUGCUCUGGCAAGCUGGCGAUAAUGCCGCUUUUAUGCCGAACAAUCAAUCGAAGACAGAAGGAAACGACGAUCAAGCCUUUUGGGGAUUUGCAGCAAUGUCAGCUGCUGAGCGAAACUUUCCAAACCCUCCAGACGGUAAACCUCAAUGGCUGGAGAUGGCUCAAGCUGUCUUUAAUACGCAGGCACCACGCUGGGACCCUUCGACUUGUGGAGGUGGACUGCGCUGGCAGAUCUUUACCUGGAACAACGGUUAUAACUACAAGAACACCAUCUCGACGGGUGGCUUUUUCCACCUCGCUGCACGCCUUGCGAGAUACACUGGCAAUCAAACGUAUUCUGACUGGGCAGAGAAGGCGUGGGACUGGGUAUCUGACGUCGGUUUCAUGACCAAAGACUAUCAUUUUUGGGACGGAGCUAGUGAUCUGAACGACUGCAAGGAUAUGAACGAGAUUGAGUGGACUUACAAUAACGGAGUGUUCUUGCUCGGUGCGGCGAACAUGUACAACGUGACCGAGGACCCCAAAUGGAAAGACCGAGUUCAGAAGAUCCUCGACUCAUCCGAGAUAUUCUUCGCCAAAACGCCCGAAAACGUCAUGUAUGAGCGUGCCUGCGAAACCGUCAAUACAUGCAUGGUCGACCAGCGCUCAUUCAAGGGUUACCUCGCACGAUGGAUGGCUGCCACCACUCAAAUAGCCCCCUUCACUUAUGACCAAAUCAUGCCCAAACUGAAGGCCUCUGCCCAGGCUGCUGCCAAGACCUGUACAGGGGGAGAGCAGGGGACUACCUGUGGUCUGAAAUGGACCGAUCAGCAGUGGGAUCAUACUAAGGAUUUCGGUCAGCAAAUGGCGGCUCUGGAAGUUGUUCAGGGCAAUCUAAUUACUCGCGUUGCUGCGCCUGUGACCGGCGAUAAUGGUGGUACCAGUAAGGGAAAUCCCAAUGCUGGUGGGACAGCCCCGGAGCCAAAGCCAAAGGCACUCUCCUAUACCAUUACCACUGCUGACAGGGCUGGUGCGGGCAUUCUGACUGCAAUGAUGAUGGUCACCAUUGGUGGAUCUUGCGGUUGGCUGAUUUGGGACUAG